AACAUGGCUCAUCUCAUGCAAAUAUAGAACAUUUAAUUAAACACAUGUAAAUCUGUAUUGCAUGAAUAUUUGAGGGCACUGUUGGCAGGUUGUGAGGGAAAGGGAAUCAAACUGGAGGAAACUUUUUUUUCUUUAGUGUACAAAACGUCAUACCAGCUGCUUUAUUAGUUCUGACAUGCAUUACAGAGAAAUUACUGUCUCACUGAUUAAGGAACCGCGUUUUAGAGGAAUGCGAACUUUAAUCUGCCAUCACUUUAUUGUUUCCUUAACGAGCAAAGUUGAGGUAAUAUUUAACACUCCUGCUCUGUUCGACUCUCGGGAGCGUCCGUGCGCAACAGAGACACCGAAUUGCGUUGGAUAUAACGGAAUUCUGAGCCAAGACUCGCACAUUUCACUCUAAGAUGAAGAGAAUUGGAAAAUGGCUUCUGGCAGCAUUUGGGGUGGUUGUGAUCGUUGUCUUAAUAGCUGUUCCAACAGCCAUUUACCUCAAAGCUGCUGCUCCUGGCCCGCUAUCUAUCUAUCUAUCCGACUAUCUCUCACUCUCAGAGGAUAAAACUGAAUCCCAGAGGACAUUUACACUAGAAGAUUACUUCAACGGCACUGCAAGAACCAAGUCAUACAACUUGCGCUGGAUCUCAGAUGAUGAAUAUCUUCACAAGACAGGAGAGGGCUCAGUGCUUCUGAUCAACGCAACCACAGGAACAGAAAGUGAAUUUGUGAACCAACAGAUUUUUGCCCGUGUGGCAGCUUACGAUUACAUGGUGUCAGCCGAUCGAAAAUACGUCUGUUUCCUGAGCAACUACACUAAGCUAUGGAGACACUCAUACACUGCAUCAUAUCACAUCUACGACCUGGAAAAAGGGGAUUUUAUAAAUACAGAUAUCCCACAUGAAAUCCAGCAUCUAGCAUGGUCUCCGACCGGCCACAAACUGGCAUUUGUGUGGAGGUACAAUGUCUAUGUAAAGGAAACUCCCAACUCCGCAUUCCAUCAGGUCACCAGUGAUGGAGCCCACAACCUGAUUCUUAAUGGCAUUCCUGACUGGGUGUACGAGGAGGAGAUGUUCUCCACCAGUUUUGCUUUGUGGUGGUCACCAAAUGGGAAGUUUGUGGCAUACGCCCAAUUUAAUGACUCUGAAGUCCACAAUAUCGAGUACACGUGGUAUGGAGAAGGCCAGUAUCCUGAUACAGUCUUCAUACCAUACCCCAAGGCUGGAACCCCAAACCCAACUGUAAAACUUUUUGUUUUCGAUACAAACUCAUCCAAGGUCGAGGAAGUCCUGGUCCCCAGUGAUGUUGGUGCAGGAGAGCACUACUUGAGCACUGUUACGUGGGCAUCAGAUGAGCGAAUUGCAGUCCAGUGGCAGAAAAGAACGCAGAACUACGUCAAUUUGAAGACAUAUGACUUCGUCAGUGACGCUUGGAGUGAAGGUCCACUGAGGCAGAUUAUCACAAGCAGUACGGGUUGGGUUGGCCGGUUCUCUCCAGAUGAACCUGUCUUUCGGCCGGACGGCAGCGGCUGCUAUUACGUUAUGAGUAACGAGCAGCAGUUUAAGCAUCUUGUUUAUUUCAGUGGAACAGAAAAAACAUUCGUGACUAAUGGAAUGUGGGAGGUCACUAGCAUCCUUAAGGUCACAAACAAUGCCGUAUAUUAUGUGAGUAACGAACACAAUGCGAGUCCAGGCCAAAGGAACGUUUACAAAAUUACCAUAAAUGGUGCUUCUCAUUCUGAGAGGGAGUGUCUGACCUGUACCCUCAAUGCGGACCGCUGCAAAUAUAAUUCUGCUCUCUUUAGCUCUGAAGGAACCUACUACCUCAUGAGCUGUUCUGGACCUGGAUUGCCUCUGCAUACACUGCGAAACAGCCGAGAUGGAACAGAGGUGAGAGUUCUUGAAGACAACAGUGAUUUGGAAAAAACUCUGCAGAAUAUCGCAAUGCCUUCAGUUAUGCACGGCAAGCUGAAGAUCGGAGAGUUUGAUCUUUGGUACCAGAUGAUUCUGCCUCCCAAAUUCGACAAAUCCAAAAAAUAUCCUCUGCUUAUUGAUGUAUAUGCGGGCCCCUGCAGUCAGAAGUCAGAUUUCCGGUUCAGGGUGGGAUGGUCCACAUACUUAGCCAGCACAGAGAAAGUGAUCGUGGCCAGCUUUGAUGGUAGAGGAAGUGGUUACCAAGGAGACAAAAUUAUGCAUGCCCUCUACAAACGACUCGGAACAUAUGAAGUCGAGGAUCAGAUAACGGCUGCUAGACAGUUUAUCGACAUGGGCUUCAUAGAUAAAAACAGGAUUGCCAUCUGGGGAUGGUCUUACGGUGGUUACGUCACUUCGAUGGUCCUGGGAGCUGGAAGUGGAGUGUUUAAAUGUGGUAUGGCUGUCGCUCCGGUGUCUAAAUGGGAGUAUUAUGACUCUAUUUACACUGAGAGGUACAUGCUCACCCCGGCGGAGAAUCAGGCCUUUUAUGAUAAUUCCACAGUGACGGGAAGAGCCAAGAACUUUAAAUCAGUCCAGUACCUCCUGGUGCACGGCACUGCUGACGAUAAUGUUCACUUCCAACAAGCUGCUCAGAUCUCUAAAGCACUCGUGGAUGAACAAGUGGACUUUGAUGCAAUGUGGUACACUGAUGAAGACCACGGUCUCGGCGGAUCGGCCAAUCAGCACGUGUACACUCACAUGAGUCACUUUCUGAAAAACUGCUUUGCUUGAAGUUGUGAAACUUUCCACUCAGAAGCCACAGCACUGAAUCAACGUUACUUCCAGACCACUUCACGCUCUUAAACGCGUCAGGCGUGUGCGAUUCCCCAUGAGCAGCCUCUGAAUCUGCGCUUCUGUGCUGUGGUGUAAUAACAGACAUGAUUUAUUCCUGUUUUAUCACUUUCAAAUGUAUAGUCUGAACAGUCUGAGUCAUGAUGCUUUAGUGGUACAUCGAAAAGAAAAAAAAAGAAAUACUUGCUGGAUAAACACAAAGCUUGAUGAGCUAGCUAAAGAAGGAAAGAAAUAUAAAAAAAAUUCAAAUAAAAAAGGUUCAGAUUUAAUUAUUUAUUAUGAAUUAUUAUUAUUAUUAUUAUUUUAAUCACUUUUGUAAGCUGGGGAGAGCAAUAUUGUGUAUUUUUCAAGUCAAGUUCAUUACCAUCUGUUAGUUUUGUGUAAAGUAUGCAAAGUAAUAAAAAAUAAAGAGAAAUACAUUUUAAAAAAUUAUUUUCAUAUUUUAAGUAAUUUGUCAUCAAGAUUUGUCGAGUAUCAAUCUUUUGAAAUAUUUAUUUCAUGUGCCAUUAAAGUAUAAGCCAUAAUUUGUAUGAAUAUAUAUCUUUAUUUUCAAUCUUUAAUAAAUUUCGCAAA
Molecule: messenger RNA, 3326 nt
Organism: Megalobrama amblycephala (Wuchang bream)
Lineage: Eukaryota; Metazoa; Chordata; Actinopteri; Cypriniformes; Xenocyprididae
Gene: dpp4
Product: dipeptidyl-peptidase 4
Exons: 26
Coding region: 402-2693 (763 amino acids)
Biological process (GO): proteolysis
Molecular function (GO): dipeptidyl-peptidase activity; serine-type endopeptidase activity
Source: RefSeq, a predicted model, not a curated record